UAUUAACUGUGUAGCCCAAGCCGCCAGCCCGGUUGUGAUUUUUGUCGCAGUGAUUUGUGAUCAACGUGGCGGAUAUCGAUGGCGAGUAUUUAGCGUCAAAGAGUCCCAUACGAAUCAUAAUUCAAAUGCCGCUUCAAGUUCACCCGUCUUGUCUUAUUUGAGCUUCGUCGCGUCGUCUUUAUUUCUAGGGUGAUGCUAAAUUAGCCAUGCAGUUUGUGACGAGUGAUUCUUCGAACUUGCACUGACACGUUCGACUUCGAAGAAACGGUGGGCUCUUACGUGUGCGUUGGUUUCCAAACAGCUUCAUCCAGUCAGUCCAUGGCUGACUCUGCAGCUCUCGGGUCAGGUCCAGUCAAUCCGUCAGAGCACAGUUGGUUCCCUGGACCCCCACCACCUAUUUACACCUGCACCCUGAGCUCUGAGCUGGUGGCCAAGGCACGGGAGGAGCUCCAGGAGAAACCGGAAUGGCGUCUACGGGAUGUACAAGCUCUACGAGAUAUGAUAUUAAAGGAGCAGCCCAAUCUCAGGACCAGGCUUGACGACUCCUUUCUCCUGCGCUUCCUGCGGGCCAGGAAGUUUGACUAUGACCGAGCCCUGCAGCUCUUGGUUAAUUACCACGCAGGACGUAAGGCUUGGCCUGAGGUCUUUCAGGACCUCAAGCCAUCCACAGUGAAGCAUGUGCUGGACUUGGGCUUUCUCACAGUCCUGCCUCGACCGGACCCUAACGGAAGGUACAUCCUCUGUCUCCGGCCAGGAAAAUGGAAAGCAAAUGAUUACCCAUUUGUUGACAAUGUGAGGGCCAUGUAUCUGACACUGGAGAAGCUGAUCCAGCCGGAGGAGACUCAAGUGAACGGUAUCGUUAUCUUAGCUGACUACACUGGCGUUGGUAUGUCACAGGCUUCCAAUCCAGGGCCUUUCCUCGCCAAAAAAGUUGUGAGCAUUCUUCAGGAUGGCUUCCCAAUCAGAAUCAAGGCUGUUAACAUAAUUAAUGAGCCUAGGAUUUUCAAAGGCAUCUUUGCUGUAAUUAAACCUUUCCUGAAGGAGAAGAUGGCAGAGAGGUACAUGCUCCACAGCUCAGACCUGCGCUCCCUGCACCGGAACAUUCCCCGCUCUGUCCUGCCAGAGGAAUACGGCGGCACGGCCGUGCAACUGGACAUGCGUGCCUGGUCCAGACUGCUGCUGGACUCUGAGGAGGACUUCAUAGUGGAGUUCUGCCAGCCAGAUCCACUGGAGGGCGCCAUGCUGCCCGAGUCCAUGCUGUUCCGAAGCGAUGAAGCCGACCGUGGGCAGGACAAUGACGCUUUUAGGGGGGCGCGCUCUCAACUUUACUCGUGUUACUGAAAGACUGGACAUUCACUGCCGGGACAUUCCCUGUUACGACGGUGUUAGUAUUAGUUGGGCAAAUUGCUGAUAUUAGUUUUCUGCUAAUACUCUCCAUCCAUUUUCUGUAUCCUCGCUAUGGUCACGGGUGAACUGGAGCCUAUCCCAGCUGAUUUGGGGCGACAGAAGCACUAUUUGGAGAGGGAUGGUCCGUGUUGUGUAGUUGGCACUCGACUCAUUCAGUCAGUCACCAGCUGCAGGCGGCUUGUGACGCGAGCAUGGCAAAAAAAACGCAUUAGUAAUAUGCCGUAACCGAUCCCUUCACUUUUUUAUUUUUUUUUUUAAAUGGAUGUUUUUUCAAGUUGCUUUACUGUGUAUAGGCAUAAAAGUGCUCAGUCUGUCUCAAGUCCCACACUCCCAUAAUGCUGGUGUUAAAAAAAAAAAAAAAGUGGAUUAAGUCAAUGUUCAUCCAUCCAUUUACUGUACUGCUUAUCCUCACAAAGGCCGCAGCCGGGCUGGAGCCUAUCCCAGCUAUCUUUGGGCGGGAGGCGGGGUACACCCUGAACUGGUCACUAGCCAAUCGCAGGGCACAGAGAAACAAACAAGCAUUCGCAUGCACAUUCACGCCUACGGGCAAUUUAGAAAUUAACCUACCAUGCAUGUUUUUGGGAUGUGGGAGGAAACCGGAGUGCCUGGAGAAAACCCACGCAGGCACGGGGAGAACAUGCAAACUCCACACAAGCGAGGCUGGGGUUUGCACCCCGAUCCUCAGAACUGUGAGGCUGAAGUGCUAACCAGUUGUCCACCGUUCCGCCAGUCAAUGUUCAUAUUAAAAAAAAAAGGCAGAACAAUUUCCAUCCAUCAAUUUUCUGAGCCGCUUCUCCUCACAAAGGUCGCAGGCGUGCUGGAGCCUAUCCCAGCUAUCAUCGGGCAAGGAGGCGGGGUACACCCUGAACUGGUUGCCAGCCAAUCGCAGGGCACACACAAACAAACAACCAUUCGCACUCACAUUCACACAAAGGGGCAAUUUAGAGACUUCAAUUACCAACCAUGCAUGUUUUUGGGAAGUGGGAGGAAACCGGAGUGCCUGGAGAAAACCCCACGCAGGCACGGGGAGAACAUGUAAACCCCACACAGGCAGGGCCGGGGAUUGAACCCCGGUCAUCAGAACUGUGAGGCAGACGCUCUAACCAGGUGUUCACCGUGCCGCCGGCAGAACAAUUUUUAAAAAUUAAAUGUAAAUAUGACCAAAAUAUUUUCAAGCAGUGAAUGAAGUCAUUUGGAUCACACUGGUCUAAAAUAUAAACAGCUCUUACGUUGCCUUAAAUUGAUAGUAGCAUACUACUAGCCAAAGCUGUAUUCAUGUGUAUUCUCAUGAAUGGGAUGUACUGUAGUGUGUUCUAGAAAGAUGUAACUUCACACACACUGUUCCCAGGCCUUUUUUUGAUGAUACUUUUCUGUUGCUUCAAAUCUUCAGAGAGGAUUAUUUCUGUAAUCGCGGAUUUAUUUUUUUAUUCUUUGAGCCAUUUUACCCACAUGUCUUUUUUGUUUGUUUGUUUCCAUCUCAAAGGCCCUUAGUGAUCACACAAGUCAAAUGGGGAAAUGCAGCAGAAACUGAACAUUCCGUUCUGACUUUGCCAAAUAUACCACUGUCAUGUGCGGAACAGCGCCAUAAUGCUGCAUCUGCUUUCCUUAUGAUUUGUUUAUUUGAGCAAUAGCUUGUCUUUUAUAUUUUGUGCAUGUCUGUUCCUAUCAGUGUAUUGCGUAGCAGAAUAUAACAGUAAAGUCUAAUUCAAAUGAUGAA
Messenger RNA from Phyllopteryx taeniolatus (common seadragon), 3124 nucleotides. It is a transcript of the gene ttpal, whose product is annotated as tocopherol (alpha) transfer protein-like. The transcript has 6 exons. The record is from RefSeq and is a predicted model, not a curated record. Gene Ontology annotation, molecular function: phosphatidylinositol bisphosphate binding. Lineage: Eukaryota; Metazoa; Chordata; Actinopteri; Syngnathiformes; Syngnathidae. Bases 319 to 1341 code for a protein of 340 amino acids. Gene Ontology annotation, cellular component: membrane.